UAGGUUUCACGCAAGCACAACGAUUACGGAUCGACUUGCCGUAACAAGCAUUUCAAGAAUAGUGUAUAACCCACUCCGAGAGGAAAAAGAUUUGGAGGUUGUGGUUUACUUUCCGGCAUCGGCUGUACUCUCAAAGAUAGAUUUGGGGGGACGCACUCAGAUUAUAGAGGAAACCAAUCUUACACAAAGUUUGAACUCUGGACUGCAGAAUAAAACUGAUAGAACUGAUAGUUGUAAUUGCACAGAACAAACUUUUUCAAAGUUUUUAAUAGUUUUGGGUCUACGGGGCCUGGAGCAAGUAACAAUAAAUCUAUCAUUUGAGGAAGUUCUAGAACAGAGGAGAGGAAAUUAUGAAUACAACGUAUUUCUCAGUCCAGGAGAAGUUAUUGAAGAUUUCUCCGCAACAUUCUCUAUCAAGGAUUCAGCAAAGAUUGGAAAUUUCAGCCUAUCCUCUCCCUAUAUAGACAAGGUGGACGAGUUUAUUAACAUGACAAAGAUUGAUGAAGAAGAAUAUUUUGUUGAAUUUAGGAUGAAUACACAAGUGCAAGCUGCAUUCGGUCAAAAGGGAUUUAUUGGACCGCUGACUGUCAAGUUCUCACUGAAAAAGGCCGGAAAUACACAAUUGGAGAGUUUUGGAGAGAAUUUUAUAUUUUCUCUUAGAAUUCCAGGAUACUUAGAACCAAUACCCCAGCACGUAAUUAUUCUGGUUCCCUCUUCGUCUUCCAGUGUGCUGAGGAACUUUAUUCAGAAUAUUAUAUUAGGAUCUAUGGAAAAGAUUAAACCUUGGGGUCAGCUUACUUUGCUCCCACAGAAUAAUUCAACAACUGGGUGUUCAUCAAAAUAUAAUUAUCCGUACAAAAGAGGUUUUAUCAAUACAGUGAUUUCUAUAAACUUUGUGCCGGAAAG
Messenger RNA from Eurytemora carolleeae, 906 nucleotides. RefSeq lists its product as uncharacterized. Lineage: Eukaryota; Metazoa; Arthropoda; Copepoda; Calanoida; Temoridae. The record is from RefSeq and is a predicted model, not a curated record.